Molecule: messenger RNA, 993 nt
Organism: Ordospora colligata OC4
Lineage: Eukaryota; Fungi; Microsporidia; Ordosporidae
Product: subunit DPH2 of diphthamide synthase
Exons: 1
Coding region: 1-993 (330 amino acids)
Biological process (GO): protein histidyl modification to diphthamide
Molecular function (GO): 2-(3-amino-3-carboxypropyl)histidine synthase activity
Source: RefSeq, a predicted model, not a curated record
AUGGACUUUGAAUGUCUUGAUGCAAAGCUUAAGGAUAGACACGGCCUUGAAAUGGGACUUUUAUCCACGGAGGAGUAUAAGGAAAUGAUCAAACCGGUAUAUGAUUAUAUUCGACAUAAUCAUCCAUAUGUAACGGUGUUUCUAUUGAAUGGUGAUGGGAUACUGUGUCCGUUGAAAACAGAGAAGUUUGAGAUGUUUGUUCUACUAGGUGUGUGCUGUACAUUCCAUCCAUUCAGUGACUUCGUAAGCGUGUCUCAAUCGCUAUCUGUUGAGGAGAUGCAUGCACUUGAGAAUGACAACCGAAAUAAAGUUUAUGACUCAAGAUACAUUAAUACAAUAAAUGCAGAUGGAAAGGAUGGCAUGCUAGUAAUAUCAAAUAAUCAGAUGUUUUUUGACUAUUAUUCAUAUAGAUACGGAGCUGAGUCAUUCCAUGGACUGGAGGCAAAGGAUAGAAUGCAGUAUCUGUCUUCUAAAUGCAAUAAGGGAGAAAAGAUACUGAGCUUUGGCAUAAUCGCAAUUGUGUUUACAUCGAGUGUUUACCAGGAUUUGGCAAGAGACAUAAGGAAUGCACUGGCUUCAAGAGGAAAGAACGCGUAUCUUCUUUUUCUUAGAGAUGUUUCAUAUGAACGGUUAAUAUCUAUAGAUGGAGUGGAAUGUAUUGUGGUUGUUGACUGUCCGUUCUUUGAGUAUUCAGGUCCUGAGAUUCAUGUUCCAGUGGUAACUCCUUUUGAGGUUCAAUAUGCAUUGUCUGGUGAGUGGAAGGACUUUGACAAGAAUCUGUUUUACUAUAAUGAGUUGGUGCACGACAGUCUUUCAACUGGCGAAGGUGAGACAAGUAGUAGUAAAGCACUCGAAAGAAUCGAUGUAACUGGAAAGGCGUUAUUAAGGUUAAAAAAUCAAGAUGUUCCCUUUUCAUAUGAGGAUGAGAAUGACAAGAGCGUGCACAUGGGCCAGAGCGGAAUUGCAGGGCAUUAUAAUAAAGAAGGGCAAUGA